AUGACAGAAGAGACCGAGUCAUCCAAGUGGAAGAGAGCGCGCGGUCCCAAGGUCAGAUCUGGCUGUACUACUUGCAAGUUUUGCGAUGAGACAAAACCAGAGUGUCUUCGGUGUCUGAAGGACAAGCGGACAUGUGAUGGCUACGAAGCGCCAAAACGCUACAAGCCUAGGAAGAAACGAAACCAAGACGCCGUCGUCCACCGAACCACAGUUUCCUCAAGACUGCUCGUCCCGGCAGGACUGUCAACAGCAACGUUUGGCUCACCGAUAGAGCUGGAUCUCUUUCACCAUUUCCGAACAUGCACAGUUCCAGAGCUUAAAAGUUCCCUGAAUGCAACGAGUAUUUGGCAGACCUACGUCUUACCACUCAGCCAUGAAUUCGAAUCUAUCAGAGUCGCGAUAGGCGCGUUGGGCGGCGCGCACAAAGCCUUCAAACUCCAGACGCAGACCGACCCGUUGACCCAGUCUCUUGCACAAUCUUAUGAAGCGGCAUCAAUUAAACAGUACAACAAUUCUAUUCAUAUUAUACAAAAGUAUAUGGAAUUACCAGCAAUGAAUCUACAGGAGAUUCUGACAUGUUGUUUCAUAUUUAUCUGCAUCGAGAGUUUGUAUGGCCGCUACAUGAACGUGACUCGGCACCUCGAGGCUGCAUUUUCCCUUUUGAAUCAUCAUCACACCUCCAACCAUAGCGUUGGAAUCGGACUGAAAAGCGGUGAAGAUAAUUUAGAGAAAUUCAUGGAAGAUAUGGGCCCUGCGAUUUGUGGUCUUACUUCUGAUCUCUUUUUCUUCAUGGGAGAUAGUCAGUCGUCAAAGCUUGUUUCUGAAUUGCAGAAAUGGCUUCACCGACAAGACCCAAUAUACCUACAGGAACCGGGGGCCCCGUUCUUCUCAGUACAGGCCGCAGCAUCGUGGCGAACACAGAUGGAAACAAUGCAUGAAACAGACGCGUAUUACGAAUGUCACAUGUGCUCGAGUGUGGGCUAUCCCUGUAGCAUGGAUGCCUCAGUCUGUGGGAAAUCUCAGAGUGGGUUAGAUACCGCAUCAUUCUUCCGGUACUGGAGCGCACGUUAUAGCCCGUCCAACCUCAAUUUCGACCCUACGAAAGCCUCAGAGUCCGAGAUGUCCCGUCACAAAGUCCUUGAACUUGAAGAGACAACAUGGCGUGCUAGGUUCAAGUUGAACUCGAUCAAGGGUAAUCUUGCGACAUCAGAUUGUAUGGAGAUCUUGAGCAAGGCGGAGUCAAUCAUGGAUCUUUCAAAGUGCCAGACAGGCCACAUAUUCAACUUCCAGGCGAAUCUGAUACCACCCAUUGCUUACGUUAUUAUAUCGUGCCAGGAUGAGAGAAUACAGUGGGAAGGCGUGCGGCUUUUACGAUCUCUUGGUAGAAGAGAGGGAGUUUGGGAUAGCAAAAAGGUUGCCGAUGUUUACGCAAACAUGAUUACUGCCAAAGCGAAUAGGUUGCUGUCUUGGGAUGAUAUCCCUGCUGACGUACCUCAACUGACGAAACUGCUAAGUUCCAUGAACCUGGUAACAUUGCCUGCAAGUCAGUAA
Molecule: messenger RNA, 1551 nt
Organism: Fusarium venenatum
Lineage: Eukaryota; Fungi; Ascomycota; Sordariomycetes; Hypocreales; Nectriaceae
Source: RefSeq, a predicted model, not a curated record